GUCUAAUAAAUAAAGGUAUAAUUGAUAGUACAAAUUGAUGCUAGGUUAUCCGUUAAUUGGGAAGGAUUUGAUUAUCAUUAUUGUCAUAAUUAAUUAUUGUUCUGUUAUCUGGAGGUGCUAAAUAUGUAUCAUCUACUCUUUUCCAAUAAUGAUUGACCCCAAAUGCUAACUAAUUAUGAGAAGGUAGUGUUUAUUAAAGAUAGAUGCCAUCAUAAGCCGUUUUACUGUAUCAUUCAUGCUCAUUGUACUUCAGCUUGAAGCUGUUUUUUUUUUCUUUUUUUUCUAUUUUUAUCUCUAGAUAAUAAUUAAGUAAAAUAAUUACACAUUUAAUGAAUGAUAGAAGCAUGGAGCAUCUUUAUCAGAACAUUUGUUUCUUUGACUGGUAAGAUAUGAAAAAUAAGAUUUGUGUGAAUGUAUGGUAAUUUGUUAUUUUCAUACUCAAUGCAUGUUGCAGCUCACACUACUGUAAUUUUCCUUCUACAUAUAAGAGUCCACACAAUAAAUAUCCUAAUGAUUCAUUCUAGCAUUAAUAGAAACCCAAGUUCAGCUACUUAUCCUAAUUUCUUUAGUGAAGAAAAAGAAUACUUAAGUGAUCACAAUAUGGCUAAUCCUACUGGUGUUCUUACUUUUACACUUAUAUUUGUUCUUGUACCUACCACCCUUUCACAGACAUUUGGCAACUUACCUGCAGGCCCCACCGUGUCAUCGUGUGGGCCACUCCUGUUUCAAUUGGCUCCCUGUGGACCAUUCGUGCAGGGCGCAUCGCCCGCACCGACCGAGCAGUGUUGCAGUAACCUCAGGCAACUCUAUAGUCAGCAACCAGGUUGCCUUUGCCUGUUGCUCAAUCAAACUAGCCUUAGCUCCCUGCCUAUCAACACCACAUUAGCUCUUCAGUUGCCAACUCUUUGCAGUAUGCAUGUUGACAGCUCUACCUGUUCAGUUUCUGAAGGACUGGCUCCUAGCUCACCAACACCUCAAGUUUCCUUUGGGACAAAUAGCAAUUCAACUGUUGCUGCUUCGCCGAUGGUGACAGUGGGCCCACCUAAGAUGUCCAGCAUUUUGGGAUUUGGCGUUAACAACAGCUCUGCUAUAAACGUAAAUGCAAAGGGGAGCUUGAUGAUCACCGUGCUAUCUUCUUGGGGUGCAUUAUUCUGGCUCUAACAGUUUUCGUAUUGUUUGUAAAGUCAUUAUUUGACUUAAAGUUUAGUUCAGACGUGAUAUGUAUCAAGUAGAAUAUGCUUGAGUACAUGUUUUUCUAUCAUAGAUUUGUUUGUCCACCCAUUUUAAAACUAGUUAUUCCCCUAGCCCCGUUUCAAGAAUCAUAUGCUAAUUUUAUAACAUAUAUUUAUGCUCAUAUGCCAAUUUUUUUUUCCAGUCAUAUGCCAA
Molecule: messenger RNA, 1386 nt
Organism: Lycium barbarum (goji berry)
Lineage: Eukaryota; Viridiplantae; Streptophyta; Magnoliopsida; Solanales; Solanaceae
Product: non-specific lipid transfer protein GPI-anchored 10-like
Exons: 3
Coding region: 412-1161 (249 amino acids)
Biological process (GO): lipid transport
Molecular function (GO): lipid binding
Source: RefSeq, a predicted model, not a curated record